Messenger RNA from Pyrenophora tritici-repentis Pt-1C-BFP, 2112 nucleotides. Lineage: Eukaryota; Fungi; Ascomycota; Dothideomycetes; Pleosporales; Pleosporaceae. The record is from RefSeq and is a predicted model, not a curated record.
AUGGCCGACGUUGGCCGCAAGCGCGCGCUUGACGGCGAUGGGCCUGCGACUGUGCGCAAGAAACUGAGGCCCUCGGAGCUCCCGUUGUCGCAGGCCAAACGAGCAGCCAUCGACGGCUUGGUGCAUAUGUUCCAGAAAAAGGGAACGUACGACGAUAUCCGCCGAGACCUGAUGAAGCAAUACGUAUCAGGACCAGCCAAGGAUGAGCUCCAAGCCGCUCUCAAGGAUCUCGUCGAGCGCGAGACUGAUCGCAAUCCCUCAUUGCUGUCCAAAGACCCCCGAAUGGCGACGACACUUAUUGAAGGCGCAGGCGAACGCAGCGAUAUUUACGGGAACAUCAUGAACACUGUGAACACUUUGCUGGACCGAUUGAUCCAAGAGCAAGGUCUGCCAAAGAUGCGCGAGUACCGCAUCCAAGAAAUUGGCGCUGAAGCAGCCGCCGAGGAAGAGAAGCGGGGCAGCAAAACCGAGGAAGAAUGGGCGCAAGAAGCAGAGGCGCGACGUGAGAGACGUGAGGCCAGGCGUGAGAAAGAACUUGAGGAAGAGCGUGAGAGGGAGCGCGAGGAAAGAGCGAAGAAGGAGGAGCGCAAGCGUCGCGAGAGGGAAGAGGAUGAGGCUCGUGAAAAGGCGCGCCAGGAAGAGAAGGAGCGGAGGCGCAAAGAGCGCGAGGAACGAGAAAAGGAAGACGAGGAGCGGCGGCGCAAGGACCGCGAGAGGAUCGAUAAGGAGAGAGAGGAGGAGCGCCUACGCCUCAAGAAGGAACGCGAGGAACACGAAAAGAGCCGUGAGGCACGCCUGAAGAAGAUUCGCGAGGAAGAUGCCGAAAGGGAGCGACGCAUACAGGAGGAGCUCGACCGAGAUCGGGGCGGCCGUCGUCGGGGUGGUCGUGGACGUAGCAGGACUCCCGAACGUGAUAGGGACCGUCGCGGACGAGACAGGAGCAGGCGGAGGAGUAGGACAAGGACCCGGUCACCCGAACGUCGCCCGUCCCUCAAACCUGGAGAUAUCAAAGUGGAUGAUGACCUAGCGCUUCAGUUACUGCUGCAGGAAAGCGAGCAGAUGAAGAAGUCUCGACAACGGCCUGUUCUAGAACGAUCGGAAUCACUUGAACCUCCUAUGCGUAAAGCGCAACCUCCCAAGUCCCUUGUUCCCAGAGACCCGGCAACCACCCGACUGGCGAAGCUCGAAAGCAAGUCUACUUCACCCGCACAUGGUUCGCCAAGCAAGGAUAGCAAGACCCCCGCCCCAAAGACACCAACUGCGCUCGCAAAGGACGACGACACGGCUAUGACGGACGCUCCAUCAAUCGAAAAGUCGAGAUGGGAUUAUCCGCCUGAGCUGCCAUCCAAGCUUGACAAGUCGCGGGGUCGUUCACGAUCACGUAGUGUCGCUCGCAGUACUAGAAAACGUAGCAAAACCCGCUCACCAUCUCGUGGAAGUCGUUACGAUAGGCAAUCGUCUCGUUAUGCAGACGACCGCCGGUCUCGACGGGAUGACGAUAGACAUUCAUACAGACCUUCACGGCGGGAUCGAGAUGACCGGGAUGACAAACACUCGCGCCGUGGCAGUCGCAGUCGCUCACGCGAGACGCAUACUAGCCGCCGCAAGUCGCGCUACGGGUCUCGCAGUCCUUCGCCACCUCGAGAAGAACGGCGUCGCGAUCGUUCGCGCUCGAGGUCACGAGGGGGACGGCGCGAGCGCGAACGCCGCCGCCGCCAUUCUCGCUCUAGGAGUCCCGACAACAUUGAUCGCUAUGUACCAGGUGGUGGCGUUGCAGCCACUGGUGCCUCCCGUAAACGCGAGGACAGUCGAGAUCGUAAGCGUGAGGACAGUCGGCCGCCUCGGAAACGUGACAACAGCCGUGACCGUCCACGAGGCUACCGUGCACGAGACUACGACCGUUGGGAUGGCGGUAGAGAACGAGGAAGUAGACGUCUAGAGUCCGACUGCUACCAACCAGGCGGUGGUGGCGAUGUCGAUGACAAAGAUCGCGAUCGCAAGCCUAGGGACAGGAGUCGUGAGCGAAGUCGUGACAGAGGACGAGAUGAUAGAGACAGGCGGAGGCGUGCAAGGAGCCGCACCCGAAGCCGUAGUCGGGAUCGAAGACGCUGA